Acaulospora morrowiae is the source of this 663-nucleotide messenger RNA. Lineage: Eukaryota; Fungi; Glomeromycota; Glomeromycetes; Diversisporales; Acaulosporaceae. The record is from the annotation of a GenBank genome assembly.
AUGAACUCUGUAAAUAGUGAAUUCAGUCCAUUUGGCGAUAUAACUAUUCCAGAUCCAUUGUUUGCUAAAGACGACGUUCAAAACGCCGUAGCAAAUUUUCGCAAUGUUUCUGAAUAUGAAACCAGUGAUUCGUAUUUAAGAGAACAAAUAUAUAAUAUACGUGAUGAAGGGAAAGCAUUUCGUAAAAUAACGAUCGAAAGUGCGACGACAAGUGAUGAGAUUGCCGAUUAUUGCGACAGCAUUAAAACAACCAUCGAAUCACUUGUUGAUGGCGACUUAACAGGCGUAGAUUUUAGCGAUGUGCUUAAGGAUUUACUUUCUACUGCUACAAGAUGUAAGGGAAAAGCCGUUUAUUUCAAGAAUGAAUAUACUCGAAUCAAUUCAAAUUUGGAUGUAAUUUACUAUGGUUUGCAAAAAUAUGUCGAGAAAAUUGAAGUGUCAAAAAAUGAACUCGAGGGAGAAUUACGUAACGAGAAAGACAAAAAAGAUAAGGCAGAAAAAAAAAGGAAUAAAAAUAUUGCCGGUGCUCUAUUGGGUGUCGCGGCUGCUUUUCCAACAAGUGGUUUAUCUCUUGUAGUAACGGUUCGUUCAACAUAUAAAGUUGCUAAAAAUCAAUCAAGAAUUUCUGAAUGUAGAGAAAACAUUGAACUGACAAAUGAGUAA